AUGCUCCUGGUCCUGCCGGCGCUGCUCAUGCAAACCCCGCUGCCUCAACAAUCCGACGCUGCUCCGACGCUCGGGUUCUGGAAAGAUAAGGCCAGGAUAGACAGACUGACAGCUAACAUCAACUCAGGCAACUUGCCGAUGCAGCUCGCAAGCAAUGGCAUGACUGGCUACGGGACGCACCUGAUGAUAGAAACGGCAAAUGAUGCCCAGCGCAAGGCUAGUGUUGCUCAGGCAGAAGUAGAGGACGCCCGUGCUUCUCUUGCCUCGACGGCGCCUACAACAACAUCUUCUUCCUCUUCUUCCUCGUCAUCAGGAAUAGCGGCUCAAUCCACGUCUUCCGCAUUGCCAGUGCGCAGACGCAUGAAAAGCAGACCGGCCAGUGUGGCAAAAGUUCCUGCAGGUGGAGCCUCAAGGGCCGCGGCCGCUCCAGUCAGGGGUGCUACGUCAGGGACCGCAACGUCAGGGAUUGCUACGCCGAGCGCUACGCCAGGUACCUCUACGCCAGGGGCCGCUUCAAGCGGGGCCACUACGUCAGGUGCCGCGACGGGGGACAGCUCUACAAACGAACUCUCUUUGGGCGGCGGCUCGCCGGGCGCGAGACCGAUUGCUCACUCGGGGGACAACGUCUCGCAACCGAACGGCCCUCGCCCCCAAGGGCAUCAUCCUCUUGCUGCGCCCGCAGAUCAGCCAGCUCAGCAACCACAGCCUCACAAUAUCAACUUUGACAGGCCAUUCGGACCACGUCCAGUCAGUCCACACGCUGUCACAGAUUCUGACAAUUCUCCCUCGGAGCAUACAGGGAGCCAAGCGCUGGGAGAUACUACCGCCGAGACCCACCCAGCGGAGCCAGCGGAGAGCUCAGUAGACCCGACUCUCGGCACAAGCAAAGCAAACCUUGCUAACGCUCUUGGAACCAUGGCAAACAGCUUCAUCAACAUUGGAGUCGUCGCGCCUAACACAUGGUCUGGACAUGAGGCCAAAAUGGCUCGUGAGAAGCAAAAUGCGGCUGAUGCCGCGUCUUCUUCGAUUGCAUCCGCAUCCUCUUCCAAGAGCGCAGCCAUGACCUCAUCCACGAGCCUUUCCAGUACGUCCCAUGCUGCCGGGCCAACGUCGGUGCCCUGAGUAGGGGCCAGACUCCCCCCGGCCUGGCCUCGUUGCUCGCCACAUUUCCUCCAUCCUCUCUUCUGCUCCCUAUCCUCUCGCGCGCCUUGCUCGCCCCUCUCGUCACUCACAGCUGGUCUGGAGUGAUGGGCCGCGGUGUGACCAAGUGCGAUGGACGAUCCCUCUCUUCCUGUUCUCUCUUACUGCGUGCCCGUGGACUGGAAUGAAUCAUAUCUGUGCCUGA
Messenger RNA from Jaminaea rosea, 1345 nucleotides. RefSeq lists its product as hypothetical. The transcript is spliced from 3 exons. The coding region runs from base 1 to 1122 and encodes 373 amino acids. The record is from RefSeq and is a predicted model, not a curated record. Lineage: Eukaryota; Fungi; Basidiomycota; Exobasidiomycetes; Microstromatales.